This is a messenger RNA of Syzygium oleosum, 2021 nucleotides long. RefSeq names its product cinnamoyl-CoA reductase 1-like. Bases 833 to 1807 code for a protein of 324 amino acids. NCBI's taxonomy places the organism in Eukaryota, Viridiplantae, Streptophyta, Magnoliopsida, Myrtales, Myrtaceae. The transcript has 8 exons. The record is from RefSeq and is a predicted model, not a curated record. Gene Ontology annotation, molecular function: oxidoreductase activity, acting on the CH-OH group of donors, NAD or NADP as acceptor.
UGAGAACCCUAGAAAACACUGUGUAGUGGUUCGGUGGCCAUCGCCAGUGGAUCUUUGGAGCCGCGGGAGAGGAUCACGCAAAACCAUGUUGGUGAUGUUGCACGAGCAUUUCAUUAACGACUACCGGGCUUCCGUAUCGACACUGUCGGCAUUACCCAUCGUCGUCCUUUUGCUUGGCACGGGGUCGUUCUCAACUGAGUAGCGUGCGGUCCGUUUUCUUUACUUCUCCCGCUUCACGGUGAGCGGACCGAUACAUUUCCAGAGAGAGACGGAGAGAUAAGAGAGAGAGAGAGAGGUCAGUGGAAAAUGGAGAAGGAGAGAGUGUGCGUGACGGGGGCGGGAGGAUUCGUCGCCUCGUGGAUCGUCAAGCUUCUCCUCUCCAAGGACUACACCGUUCACGGAACCGUUCGACGACUCGUUGGGACCAGAGAUGUAGUCACUCAUCGUGGCUACUGCCAUACUCGUCGGCUUGGUUUGCUAGAGCUAAUUUUCUGUGUUGGAGCAACAUCCAUCGGUCCAUAGCUUUUGGGUCAACACGUACCUGUUGGAACGAAUUUGUGUUCUUCUUGCACGAUGUUCCGUGGCGUUCGAAACGCAACCGGUUGUGUUUUUCUAAUUUGUUGCAUGUUCCCACAUUGGGUUUCAUCGUUCAUUUACCGAUGAGUAUGAAAUUCUAUCCUCUGUUAAACAAGACCAGGGAUUCCUCAGCGGUUCACAUGAUCUGAACUGUAAUACGAAACAAAUAUAUGCUGCGCGGAGUGAGAAUUUACAGUUAAACUACCUUAACCACGUUAAGGAAAUCUGCUAGGAGUAUACAAAGUCUCAUUGGAGCAUGUUAUAUGGGAAGUACGACCAUUUGAACAAGUUUGAGAAUGCAUCUGAAAACUUGAAACUCUUCGAAGCAGACUUGCUGGAUUACAAUUCUCUUUGUUCUGCUAUCAAAGGAUGUACUGGAGUUUUACAUGUUGCUAGUCCAGUUCCUUCCUCCUCUGUACAGAAUCCUGAGAUAGAACUGCUUGAACCUGCUGUAAAGGGAACACUAAACGUUCUCAAGGCAUGUUCCGAAGCAAAAGUGAAGCGGGUCGUUUAUGUGUCAUCCAUCUCUGCAAUUGUAAUGAAUCCGAUGUGGCCAAAGGAGCGAGUGAAGGAUGAAACUUGUUGGUCGGACAAGGAAUACUGCAUUACUACCAAGGGGGAUAUAGUUUUACCUUAUUGUCAUGCUAGUUUGAGGUAUAAGUCUGAGGCACAUGCAUUUAUAGCCGCAUUAACAGCUAUUCCACUUAUGCCACAGAACUGGUAUGGCCUGUCAAAGAGGGAAGCAGAAAGUGCCGCUGUCGAGUUUGCAAAAGUAAACGGGCUUGAUAUGGUAAGGAUUUGCCCCGCCCUUGUUUUUGGGCCUCUUCUGCAGUCCAGGGUGAAUGCAAGCAGCUUGGUCCUUGUAAAGCUUAUGGAAGGCACUUAUCUGAGGCUUGUUAAUGAUGGGGAUGAUUCCAUGCCAAACAAGCUCAGGAAUCUAGUGGAUGUGCGUGAUGUAGCUGCAGCUGUACUUCUGGGAUAUGAAAAUCUCGAGGCAGAAGGGCGUUACGUAUGCACGGCACAUGCUAUCAAGACUCGCGAUUUGGUCGUCAAGCUAAGGAGUUCAUACCCAAAUUACAGUUAUCCACAAAAUUUUAGUGAGACUGAUGAAGAAGAUAGGCUGAGCUCGGCAAAACUGCAGAGGCUAGGCUGGUCUUACAGGCCACUGGAGGAAACUUUGGUUGAUUCCAUUGAAAGCUACCAGAAGGCUGGGUUGUUAAACGGCAAAUGAUUCAGAGGACACUAGUAUGCGGUUUUGCUGCUUACUUGGAGUCCUAGGCACGGUGGAGACAGUUUCUUUCCGAAGUUACCUUUUACUGAUGAAAUUGUUUGGCUAGUGUCUGAGGAUUCAGCAUUAGCAUUAGGCAUUGUAUUGGCGCUGUUUGUCUCGUGUAGAGCCAUACUUUGCGCGUGAAUAGAAAGAAGACAAUCUUGGGAUGGUGCAA